Messenger RNA from Pteronotus mesoamericanus, 3348 nucleotides. It is a transcript of the gene JAK3, whose product is annotated as Janus kinase 3. The record is from RefSeq and is a predicted model, not a curated record. Lineage: Eukaryota; Metazoa; Chordata; Mammalia; Chiroptera; Mormoopidae. Gene Ontology annotation, biological process: regulation of apoptotic process; cell differentiation; cytokine-mediated signaling pathway. Bases 34 to 3348 code for a protein of 1104 amino acids. The transcript is spliced from 25 exons. Gene Ontology annotation, molecular function: non-membrane spanning protein tyrosine kinase activity; ATP binding; growth hormone receptor binding. Gene Ontology annotation, cellular component: membrane; cytoskeleton; cytosol.
CCGGGGUCCCCACCUGCCAGCCCUGCUGCACACAUGGCGCCUCCGAGCGAGGAGACGCCCCUGAUCUCUCAGCGAUCUUGCAGCCUCUCGUCUUCAGAGACUGGUGCCUUGCAUGUGCUGCUGCCCCCUCGGGGCCCUGGGCCCCCUCAGCGCCUCUCCUUCUCCUUUGGGGACCACUCAGCUGAAGAACUGUGUGUUCAGGCUGCUAAGGCCAGUGGCAUCCUGCCCGUGUACCACUCCCUCUUUGCUCUGGCCGUGGAAGACCUGUCCUGCUGGUUUCCCCCAAGCCACAUCUUCUCCGUGGAGGAUGUGGGCACCCAGGUCCUUGUCUACAGGCUCCGCUUUUACUUCCCUGACUGGUUUGGGCUAGAGAAGUGUCACCGAUUCGGGCUUCGAAAGGACUUGGCCAGUGCCAUCCUUGACCUGCCAGUCCUGGAACACCUAUUCGCCCAGCACCGCCACGACCUGGUGAGCGGCCGCCUCUCCGUGGGCCUCAGCCUCAAGGAGCAGGGCGAAUGUCUGAGCCUGGCUGUGCUGGACCUGGCCCGGAUGGCCUGUGAGCAGGCCCAGCGGCCAGAGGAGCUGCUGAAGACCAUCAGCUACAAGACCUGCCUGCCUCCCAGUCUGCGCGACCUGAUCCAGGGCCUGAGCUUUGUUACACGGAGGCGCAUCCGGAGGAGGGUGCGCCAGGCCCUGUGCCGCGUGGCGACCUGUCAGGUUGACAGGCACUCACUCAUGGUCAAGUACAUCAUGGACCUGGAGCGACUGGACCCGACCAGGGCUACCGAGACCUUCCUCGUGGGCCUCCCCGGGGCUGCUGGUGGUCAGGACGCAUCGGGGUUGCUCCGCGUGUCUGGUGGUAGCGGCAUUACCUGGAGUCCAGGACCACAGGAGGUCUUCCAGCCUUUCUGCGACUUUCCAGAAAUCGUGGACAUCAGCAUCAAGCAGGCCCCGCGCGUUGGCCCGGCUGGGGAACACCGCCUGGUCACCGUCACCAGGACAGACAACCAGAUCCUGGAGGCUGAGUUCCCGGGGCUGCCAGCCGCGUUGUCUUUCGUGGCGCUUGUCGACGGCUACUUCCGGCUGACCACCGACUCUCGGCACUACUUCUGCAAGGAGGUGGCGCCUCCGCGGCUCCUUGAGGAGGUGGCGCAGCAGUGCCACGGCCCCAUCACCCUGGAUUUUGCCAUCAACAAACUCAAGACUGAGGGCUCCCUUCCUGGCUCCUAUGUUCUCCGUCGCAGCCCCCAGGAUUUCAACAGCUUCCUCCUCACUGUUUGUGUCCAGACCCCCCUGGGCCCCGAUUACAAGGGCUGCCUCAUCCGGUGCGACCCCACAGGAACCUUUUCCUUGGCUGGCCUUGGCCGACCCCACAGCAGUCUUCGAGAGCUACUGGCAGCCUGCUGGGAGGGCGGGCUGCAUGUAGAUGGGGUUGCACUGAACCUCACCUUCUGUUGCACCCCUAGACCCAAAGAAAAGUCCAAUCUGAUUGUAGUCCGGAGAGGCUGCAGUCCACCCACAUCAUCCCCUGUUCAGCCCCACGCGGGAUGCCAGCUGAGUCAGAUGACCUUCCACAAGAUCCCUGUUGACAGCCUGGAGUGGCAUGAGAACCUGGGUCAUGGAUCCUUCACCAAGAUUUACCGGGGCUGUCGCCAUGAGCCUGUGGACGGGGAGCCUCGGAAGACAGAGGUGCUGCUCAAAGUGUUGGACGCAAAACACAAGAACUGCACGGAGUCAUUCCUGGAAGCGGCGAGCUUGAUGAGCCAAGUGUCAUACCAGCAUCUCGUGUUGCUUCAUGGCGUGUGCAUGGCCGGAGACAGCAUCAUGGUGCAGGAAUUUGUACACCUGGGAGCAUUGGACACAUAUCUACGUAAGUGUGGCCAUCUGGUGCCAGCCAGCUGGAAGCUGCAGGUAAUCAAACAGCUGGCCUACGCCCUCAACUAUCUGGAGGACAAAGGCCUCAUCCAUGGCAAUGUCUCGGCCCGUAAGGUGCUCUUGGCUCGGGAGGGGUCUGAUGGGAGCCUGCCCUUCAUCAAGCUGAGUGAUCCUGGUGUCAGUCCCACUGUGCUAAGCCUCGAGAUGCUCACUGACAGGAUCCCCUGGGUGGCCCCUGAAUGUCUCCAGGAGGCCCGGACACUUGGCUUGGAAGCUGACAAGUGGGGCUUUGGUGCCACAGUCUGGGAGGUGUUCAGCGGUGUCACAAUGCCAAUCAGUACCAUGGACCCUGCCAAGAAGCUCCAGUUUUAUGAGGAACGGCAGCAGCUGCCUGCCCCCAAGUGGAUGGAGCUGGCCCUACUGAUCCAACAGUGCAUGACCUACGAGCCAGGCCACAGGCCCUCCUUUCGUGCUGUCAUCCGUGAUCUGAACAACCUCAUUACGUCAGAUUACGAACUCCUCUCAGACCCCACACCUGGUGCUCUGGCGCCCCGUGAUGGGCUGUGGAAUGGCGCCCAGUUCUAUGCCAGCCAGGACCCCACCAUCUUUGAGGAGAGACACCUCAAGUACAUUUCACAGCUGGGCAAGGGCAACUUUGGCAGCGUGGAACUGUGCCGCUAUGACCCACUGGGAGACAACACAGGAGCCCUGGUGGCUGUGAAGCAGCUGCAGCACAGCGGGCCAGACCAGCAGAGGGACUUCCAGCGGGAGAUCCAGAUCCUCAAAGCCCUGCACAGCGACUUUAUUGUCAAGUAUCGUGGUGUCAGCUAUGGCCCAGGCCGCCAGAGCCUGAGGCUGGUCAUGGAAUACCUACCCAGUGGCUGCCUGCGGGACUUCCUGCAGCGGCACCGCGCACGCCUGGAUGCCAGCCGCCUGCUCCUCUAUGCCUCGCAGAUCUGCAAGGGCAUGGAGUACCUGGGCUCCCGCCGCUGUGUGCACCGCGACCUGGCAGCGCGUAACAUCCUGGUGGAGAGCGAGACGCACGUCAAGAUCGCUGACUUUGGCCUCGCGAAGCUGCUGCCACUGGAUAAAGAUUAUUACGUUGUCCGCGAGCCGGGCCAAAGCCCCAUCUUCUGGUACGCCCCGGAGUCCCUCUCAGACAACAUCUUCUCGCGCCAGUCGGACGUCUGGAGCUUUGGGGUCGUUCUGUAUGAGCUAUUCACCUACAGUGACAAGAGCUGCAGCCCUUCCACUGAGUUCCUGCGGAUGAUGGGAUGCGAGCGAGAUGUGCCGGCUCUCUGCCGCCUCCUGGACCUUCUGGCAGAGGGCCAGAGGCUGCCUGCACCUCCAGCCUGCCCUAGUGAGGUUCAUGAGCUCAUGAAGCUGUGCUGGGCUCCCAGCCCACAAGACCGGCCAUCCUUCAGCACCCUGGGCCCCCAGCUGGAUGCACUGUGGAGUGGGAGCCGGGGGUAG